Lolium rigidum is the source of this 1403-nucleotide messenger RNA. RefSeq names its product methionyl-tRNA formyltransferase-like. Gene Ontology annotation, biological process: biosynthetic process; conversion of methionyl-tRNA to N-formyl-methionyl-tRNA. Gene Ontology annotation, molecular function: methionyl-tRNA formyltransferase activity. NCBI's taxonomy places the organism in Eukaryota, Viridiplantae, Streptophyta, Magnoliopsida, Poales, Poaceae. The transcript has 10 exons. Bases 17 to 1099 code for a protein of 360 amino acids. The record is from RefSeq and is a predicted model, not a curated record.
AAUCCAAGAGGGAAUCAUGGCGCGUUGCUCCCCGCCACUGCUGCGCCGCUUCUUCUGCUGCGCCGCCAAAUCCUCCUCGAACGCCGCCGCCGCCGGCCCGAAGAAGAAGAACGUCGUCUUCUUGGGAUCCCCCCAGGUGGCUGCCUCGGUGCUGGACACGCUGCUGGCCGCGUCCAACUCCCCCGACUCCGCGUUCCAGGUCGGCGCCGUCGUGACGCAGCCGCCGGCCGCCAAAAACAGGGGGAGGAAGCUGCUGCCGUCGGCCGUCGCGCAGCUGGCGCUCGACCGAGGGUUCCCCGGCGACCUUAUCUUCACCCCCGAGCGCGCUGGGGAGGAGUCCUUUCUGUCUGACUUGAAGGAAGUGAGACCAGAACUUUGCAUCACUGCUGCUUACGGGAACAUUUUGCCACAGAGGUUUCUUGAUAUCCCACCAUGUGGUACAGUUAAUAUACAUCCAAGUUUGUUGCCUCUAUAUCGUGGCGCAGCUCCUGUGCAGAGGGCGUUGCAGGAUGGUGUUGCAGAAACAGGUGUUUCCCUUGCAUAUACUGUCCGUGCCUUGGAUGCAGGUCCAGUGAUUGCUUGCAAAAGGUUUUCUGUUGACGACUUCAUCAAGGCACCAGAGCUGCUUGCUAUAUUAUUCAAUAUAGGGUCCAAGCUACUGCUGGAUGAACUACCAUCUGUUCUCGAUGGUUCAGCUAAGCAAAAGGCAAAGCCACAGGAUGACUCCAAAGUUACACUGGCGCCCAAGAUGAAUUCUGAUGAAUCAUGGCUGACAUUUGACCAAGAUGCUAAAGUUCUCCAUAAUAAGGUGCGAGCAUUUGCAGGAUGGCCAGGAACCCGCGCAAAACUGCAACUCAUGAACCAAAAUGGCGAACCCGAUGUUCUAGACAUUAAGGUUAUCAAUACGAAGGUAUCCGCAUCCUGUGACAAAACUGGAGAUGAAAACGAAGUACUAUUCUCAGGGAACUCGCUGCUGAUUCCCUGCAAUGGAUCAACUUGGCUUGAGGUGUUGGAGCUUCAGCUACCUGGAAAGAAGGUAACUACAGCUCGGGACUUCUGGAAUGGUUUGCGUGGUCGGAAGCUGUUGAAGUCACCAUAGAGGGGAAAUCUGCUUUCACUUUACAGCUCAUGUGCAAAGGAUGCAAAGAAAAGAACCGCAUGAUGUGCUUGGUUUAUACACAUUUUGCAAAGGGUUAUUGCCGCUAUCCUUAGUCCUUAGAGAAUUUUGCACGGGGUGGAUAUAGAUGGUCUCAACUUUCUGAAUUGUAGUGUUCAUCUGUAUUAUUUCCCAACCCAAGGAAAAGAAGGCACAAUGCUACCUUGGUGAUGGUGACAGAAUUGUGGUUUUAUCAUUUGAGAGUUCAAUUACUUUUUGGCCAUGACUUUUGAUGGCCCCUCCACAA